Molecule: messenger RNA, 3622 nt
Organism: Merops nubicus (carmine bee-eater)
Lineage: Eukaryota; Metazoa; Chordata; Aves; Coraciiformes; Meropidae
Gene: PATJ
Product: InaD-like (Drosophila)
Exons: 27
Molecular function (GO): protein binding
Source: RefSeq, a predicted model, not a curated record
AUGCCUGAAAACCCUGCUGCAGAUAAACAGCAGGUGCUGCAGAUCCUGGAUCGGCUGCAAGCGAAGCUGAGGGAGGGAAGGGACUCCCAGCACCAUGAAAACCUGGCUGCUCUGCGGAGCACCCUCAGGAGUCCUUUGUUCAACCAGAUACUGACCCUCCAGCAAUCCAUCAAGCAACUGAAGGAACAACUCAGUUAUAUGCCUCCUGACCGUUCAGUAGAUUUUGACUUUACCAAGAGAGGGCUACUAGUGUUUGCUGACAAAUCAGUUGCUGCUGGGAGCGUGUAUACACCUUGCAGUUCACCUGAACUCAAAACAUCUACCUUCCCUCCAAACCUGGGAGUGAAUGAAUUUAAUACAAUCAUCCAACAGAUGGCAAAGGGGAGACAAAUAGAAUCAAUAAAGAUUGAAAAGCCUUCUGUUGGAGGUCUUGGAUUUAGUGUGGUUGCCCUUAAAAAUCACAGCUUGGGAGAAGUUGGUAUCUUUGUCAAGGAAGUCCAGCCAGGAAGCAUAGCUGACAGGGAUCAAAGACUGAAGGAAAAUGACCACAUACUGGCCAUUAAUUGCACCCCAUUGGAUCGGAGCAUUUCCCAUCAGCACGCCAUUGCCCUCCUCCAGCAAGCCACAGGAUCUCUACAUCUGGUUGUUGCUAGGGAGCCAGUUCAAGGAAACAGCAGAACUUCAGCUGUCUCAUUAAGUGAUAUAAAUCCACCUGAGACUCUUCACUGGGGCCACGUUGAAGAUGUUGAGCUGAUUAACGACGGCUCGGGAUUAGGCUUUGGAAUUGUAGGAGGGAAGUCGAGUGGCGUAGUUGUAAGAACAAUUGUUCCUGGGGGAUUAGCAGAUCGGGAUGGGAGGCUGCGCACAGGAGAUCACAUCUUAGAGAUUGGAGGAACCAACGUGCAAGGGAUGACCAGUGAACAAGUUGCACAAGUUCUGAGAAACUGUGGGAAUUCUGUGAGGAUGGUGGUUGCGAGGGACCCGAAGUGUGAAAUUAUGGAGACUCCACCAGCCCCUGUGAGCUGGCCAGUCAGUACAUUACCCUCCUUUCAAAAUGGAAAUGACAAUACCAACCUUUUUGAGACCUAUGAUGUUGAACUUAUAAAAAAGAAUGGGCAAAGCCUGGGGAUAACAAUUGUUGGAUAUGCUGGCACAAGUGACAUAGCUGAACCUUCAGGGAUUUUCGUGAAAAAUAUAAUACCUGGGAGUGCUGCUGACCACAAUGGCCAAAUUCAUGUUCAUGACAAAAUUGUUGCUGUGGAUGGAGUUAAUAUACAGGAUUAUACCAACCAAGAAGUGGUAGAGGCUUUACGUAAUACAGGACAGACUGUACGCCUUACUUUACUUAGAAGGAAACCUUCUUUUGCUAUUUCUCAAGAAAGACCUUCAGAUAGAGUGCAGCCAACUGUUCCAACCUUUGUGUCCCCUGGAGCUGUAGGGCCUGAAACUAGUGUGGACACAAAGAAAGAGGAAAACCAAGAACAGAAGGCUAAUCUUCCAAAUGACAAGAAGGAGGGUCUGUAUAAAACGGGAAGAGUCUCACUCCCUCCAGCACAUGAGCUGAAAUCCAAGUGGGAAAACCUGUUGGGACCUAAAUACAAAGUUAUGGUUGUAAAUGUGGAUAUGCCCAUUACUGAUGACUUGGAGCUCCAGAAGUACUCAAAGCUAUUACCCAUCCACACGCUGAGAUUAGGAGUUGAGCUUGACACGUUUGAUGGACAUCAUUAUAUAUCAUCCAUUGCUUCAGAUGGUCCAGCUGCAACACUUGGUCUUCUGCAAUUGGAGGAUGAACUUCUGGAGGUCAAUGGGGUUGAGCUGUGCGGGAGGUCACGCCGUGAGGCAAUCACUUUUCUAAAAGAGGUGCCACCCCCCUUUACCCUGGUUUGCUGUCGGCAGCUCUUUGAUGAUGGCAAUGAGUCCCUUGUGGAUGAACCCACCACGGGAGCUUCCCCUCCAGAGCAAAAGGUAAAACCAGAGGAAGACAUUAAUCCUGAGGAGGAAGAAGGGGAAUUAGCAUUAUGGUCUCCUGAGGUGAAGGUUAUUGAACUGGAGAAAGACAGAAAUGGUUUAGGAUUCAGCAUUUUAGACUAUCAGGAUCCCUUAGAUCCAACGAGAACAGCCAUUGUGAUCAGCUCUCUGGUGGCAGGUGGAGUGGCUGAACGUGGGGGUGAGCUUUUACCAGGGGACCGCUUGGUGUUUGUGAAUCAGAAAUCUCUGGACAGUGCCACUUUGGCAGAGGCAGUGGAAGUGCUGAAAUCUGUGCCCCCUGGUACAGUUUCUCUUGGAAUCUGCAAGCCUUUGGUGGGAGGAGUCAAAGAAGAAGAGAACAUGCCCAGUGUGAAUUCCAGCAACGUUAAAACCAGCCCUGGAUCUCCAGAACCAAUAGAUAAUUUCUCAAUAGUACUUGAAGCACCACAGGGUUUCAGAGAUGAAACACCUUUUAAAGAAGAACUUGUUGAUGAACCUGUUUUGAACUUGGGAAGGUCAUUUCAGCUUUCUCAAAAUGACAGUGAGCAUGAGAAGGAGUCCUGGGAGAUGCAUGAAUUUCUGAAAGCCAGCACAGGAGAAAUGGGUGAGGAGCGGGAAAUGCUGGUGGAUGAAGAGUAUGAAGAAGACUCAGCCUUCCUGAAAUAUAAUGCAUCAUGUGGACAGAAGGCAGUUUCAGAGAGGAACCUUGACACAGAACAAUGGGCAAAGCAAGCUGAGACUACUGAAACACAAGACUUAAGAUCCAGUGUUGGUUUCAGUCCCAGCCAGUCCCUGGAAUAUCCACUCCAUGAAGAUGAGAUGUGUGAAGAAAAUGCUAGUGUAAGUUCACUGUUUUCUGGAACCACAGCACAGAGUGGCUACCAAAAAGACACAUUUGAUACCAAAACUACCCAGUCAGAAGCGAAAAACAAGAUGGAUCUAGAUACAAAGCUUCAGAUUGACUCUAAAGGACCUGGGCUUGCUCUUGACCUGGAAGCUAUUGAAAAGGAAGAACUAAAAAGGGAGGAUUAUGUUUUUUCCAAGAACCCAGAAUCUGGGAGUGUAACCACCUUAGCUCAGCCUAGAACAGCGAUGUGCAGUGAAUUACCUGAGAGAGAAGAAGGAGAAGGAGAAGAAACUCCAAACUUCAGCCACUGGGGACCACCACGGACUGUUGAGAUCUUUAGAGACCCUCAUGUGUCUCUUGGAAUCAGUAUUGUUGGUGGACAAACUGUCAUAAAGCGUCUGAAGAAUGGGGAAGAACUCAAAGGGAUCUUCAUCAAACAAGUUUUGGAAGAUAGCCCAGCAGGAAGAACAAGAGCUUUAAAAACUGGAGAUAAAAUACUUGAGGUUUCUGGGGUAGACCUACAAAAUGCCACACACGAGGAAGCAGUAGAAGCGAUCAAGAACGCGGGAAAUCCUGUCGUCUUCGUAGUUCAGGGUUUGUCUAACGUGCCAAAAGUGGUUUCUGCUGUACAGCCUAAGGGAGUUAAAGUCAGCAAAGAUCAGGAUGCAGACAAAGAAAAUAAGAGUGAAAAGAGAAAACAUGGGGCUCCACCUCCAAUGAAAUUGCCACCUCCUUACAGAGCACUUGAAAGGCUGCGUGCAGAGGAAGUGAACGUGGAUGAAGAGGAGGAUGAUGCUUGUGCAGAGG